UUCCUGGUUUUCAACAAGUGCACUGGCACACAGGUCGACUAAGCCUGGUAACGCAAUCGUCGCGCAACAUGGGGCGCUUUGCUCCCAACCUGCUCUGACACCUCUGGAACCGUUCUGCAGAAUCAUGGAAGACGCCGUCGACGUCAAGGCUUUGCGGGCCAGGUUCAGUAGCACCGCCGGCGCAUCACGCACCAACAGCCGGGAUAGUCAAUCUCCAAAAUCUCCACCGUCUGAUUUUGUCAGAGCCGUGGGAUCAACAGCCCAGAAGGACAUUUCCCAACCUAAAGUGUCUCCGACAUAUGUGGCUGGUCCAGAUGCGGCGAAGUUCCAAAGAAACCAAGCAACGGCAGCCCCCGCCCCUGCCGGUUCUAUUUUUUUCCCUCCGUCACCUCUCAAUAGAAAGGUCGCAACAUUAGUGGAGUCUUCAGGCGGUAAUAAAAUUAAACAGGCGGGUGAGAUGCUCGAAAAAAUGAUGCUGAGGGGGGCCGCGGGUACUAAAGUCCCCCUUCCGGUUUCGACAUUAACCCCGCACCCCCUUCGGCUGAAGAGUACAAGCACUGUCAUCCCAUUGAGGAAGCCACUUCCUUCUGAGGGACCUCUUCCCUUGAAACCCAAACGACCACCCAACGUUGACCUGGAGCAAUUCCUGAAAAUAAGACAACAAUCUAGGCCACUUCCAGUUCAUGAUUCAGAGGGAUGGUCCAAUGCUGGGUCAAAAGCAAGACCUGGAGUGACCAGUCCAUUAAAUCCUCCUUCACAACUCAUCAAACCCGACAGGCCGCAGAAUGACCUUGAUUACGUGGAUGUUGACAUCUACCAUGAUGCUUAUGAUGACGUUGCAACCUCGGAAGACAAAGAUAACUAUGAUGACUUUUAUAUAUCAACUGGGGAUCUUCCACCACCACCGCCACCACCACCUGCAAUUAGCAUUGAUCCCAACAAGGAAAAGGAGCUAAGAAAGAAAUUCAAGUACGAGGGUCCACUCAGAGUGUUGCAGACCCUGAUGGUGGCUCCUGACUGCGUCAUGAAGAAGCCAGGCGAGAAGGACCUCUAUGUGUCUCACGGGGAUGUUCUGAAUGUCAUUCAGUUCACUAACAGCAAGAAAGCUCUGUGCCACAACUCCGCAUCAGGAAAGUAUGGUUAUGUAUCCAGAAAGCUUCUUGUUCCACUGGAAGGGGAUAUUUACGAUGAUGUUGAUUAUCCCGCUGAACAACAUGACAAGGGUCAUGCGCCCGCAGAUUAUUAAUCUGUCAAACUAAAUAUAGAUAUUUAUAAAGAUGAUGGAAACAGACUACAAUAUAGUGUAACUAAAUGAACCUGAGAACCGAAUCGGCUUGUUAGAAAGUUGUUGUGCUUAUUAACAAACAAACAAACAAACAAACAAACCAGUUGCAAUCUUUCACAUAGACUAUCAAAUGAGAAAUAAAAAGUAGAUUUAACCAUUCACAGUUAUUGUACAAAAUGGACACACUAUUGUUGAUUUUGCUUGACUUAACCCCUGAUGUCCUUUCAAAUAAAACCUCUUAUUUAA
This is a messenger RNA of Syngnathus typhle (broad-nosed pipefish), 1531 nucleotides long. Its product is annotated as PML-RARA-regulated adapter molecule 1. The coding region runs from base 125 to 1246 and encodes 373 amino acids. The record is from RefSeq and is a predicted model, not a curated record. Gene Ontology annotation, cellular component: plasma membrane. Lineage: Eukaryota; Metazoa; Chordata; Actinopteri; Syngnathiformes; Syngnathidae. The transcript has 10 exons. Gene Ontology annotation, biological process: protein localization to plasma membrane; integrin-mediated signaling pathway; T cell receptor signaling pathway. Gene Ontology annotation, molecular function: protein binding.